CAGCGUGGCGCCGACGCUGCGUGCGGCGCGGGUUACCCAGAGUGCUCAGCGCUGGGGCAGCUCACUGGAGUUUGGUUCUCGAGGCGGCGGUGUUGGCGGCGGCUCCUCCGUCGGCUCCUCCUCCUCCUCCUUGCUCGGCGGCGGCGGUGGCGGCGGCGGCGGUGGUCCGGGGCCUGAGCUCCGGUCCCCUCCGCUUCCCUCCGUCUUCCGCCAUCUCCCCUAGCGCCCCGACCUCCUCCGGCGCCGCGGGGAACAUGCGGCUCCGUUCUCGGAGGCCGGCGAGUGACUGACCCGCGUCCCCCCGCCUCAGCCUGCCCGCCCGCCGGCCCGGCCGCUCCCCCCCGCUUGGCUCAGGCAAUGACAGCGGCUCCGGCGUCUCCGCAGCAGAUGAGGGACCGGCUGCUGCAGGCCAUCGACUCCCAGAGCAACAUCCGGAACAUGGUUGCAGUAUUGGAAGUGAUCUCCAGUCUGGAGAGAUACCCCAUCACCAAAGAGGCACUAGAGGAGACACGACUGGGGAAGCUAAUCAAUGAUGUCCGCAAGAAAACUAAGAAUGAGGAGCUGGCCAAGCGGGCCAAGAGGCUUCUGCGGAGCUGGCAGAAGCUCAUUGAGCCUGUACACCAGAAUGAGGUGGCACUACGGGCACUGGCAGGAGCUGCAGGCUCUGCCAACGGGGGCGCACACAACUGCCGGCCGGAGGUGGGAGUGGCCAGCACACCCAAGAGCAUCCACGACCUGAAGAAUCGCAACGACAUCCAGAGGCUCCCUGGGCAGCGACUAGACAGACUGGGUAGCCGUAAGCGCAGGGGGGACCAGCGUGAUCUGGGCCACCCGGGGCCACCCUACAAAGUUUCCAAAUCUAGUCCUGACCCACUAGUCCCCAAUGCAUCCCCUCUUCCCACUAACGGGAUCAGUGGGAGCCCAGAGAGCUUACCCAGCCCUCUGGAUGGUAGUGGGCACAUGGGCUCUGAUGGCAGCCGCCUGGAGCCCAGCGAGAACGAGAAGCACAGCACCAAGAUCCCUGUGAAUGCCGUGCGGCCGCGCCCCAGCUCCCCUGGCCUGGGCAAGCCCCCCAUGCCCUGCCUGCAAACCAAGACUGCGCAGUUGCAGCAUCUGGACAGGGCGGAUGAGCCGCCAGGCCCUCCCCAUCCCAGGGGGGCCUCUCGUUGCUCCUUCAGCCCCCGGAACUCACGGCACGAAGGCUCCUUUUCCCGGCAGCGGAGCUCGUACACAACGAAGGGCCCCAUGUCCAGCCCCUCCUCACGUCCCCAACCACUGGACACCAUACAGGUGCCCUCCCCACUCCCACUGGCCCAGCCAUCCACACCCCCUGUGCGGCGGAUGGAGCUGCUGUCCAGCGCUGAGAGCCCUGUACACUGGCCAGAGCAGCCCGAGGGCCACCCGCGGCUAACAGGGCCAUCCUGCAGGGUUGGGUUGUCGCCAGACUCCUCCAAGGCGGACAGUGAUGCUGCCUCUUCGGGUGGCUCGGACAGCAAAAAGAAAAAGAGGUACCGACCUCGAGACUACACGGUGAACUUAGAUGGGCAGGUGCCUGAGGCAGGCGUCAAACCUGUGCGGUUAAAAGAGCGGAAGCUCACCUUUGACCCCAUGACGAGACAGAUCAAACCUCUGACCCAGAAAGAGCCGGUGCGGGCUGACAGCCCCGUACCCACAGAGCAGCCACCUAGGACAGAACUGGACCAGCAGGAGGCCAAAGCCAGUCUCCAGAGUCCUUUUGAGCAGACGAACUGGAAGGAGCUGUCACGCAACGAGAUCAUCCAGUCCUACUUGAGCCACCAGAGCAGCUUGUUGUCAUCGUCUGGUGCGCAGACCCCAGGCGCGCACCACUUUAUGGCCGAGUACCUGAAGCAGGAGGAGAGCAGUCGGCGAGGAGCCCGCCAGCCCCAUGUGCUGCUGCCGCUGCCCAUGCCUACUGACCUCCCGGGGCUCACUCGGGAAGUCAUGCAGGACGAUCUGGACAGAAUCCAGGCCCAACAGUGGCCAGGGGUAAACGGGUGUGAGGACACACAGGGUAAUUGGUAUGACUGGACGCAGUGCAUAUCGCUCGACCCACAUGGCGACGAUGGGCGCUUGAACAUUCUGCCUUAUGUCUGCUUGGACUGAGCACUUGGCCUGGUCAUCAAGUGCAUUCUCACCUUGCAGGGGCUAGGCUGGCCAGCCGGGAGGUCGGGCAUGAGGCUCGCUCUCCACCCUCCUUUUGUGAAAUGCUGCUAUCAGUUUACUAACGAUUGCAAAGGAAGGGCCGCUCAGAGGGCAGACGGCAGAGGGAGUUCAGAACUCUAUAGCAAGCCAGCUAUAAAGCGUUAGUCCCCCACCCCAGAAGAGGUGCAAAGUACCGAAGGUGGGGACCUCAGUGGCAGGCAGGCACAGGAACCCUGUGGGAGAGGUUACCUUAAUAGCAACAGACGCACAUCUCAUCUCUGCAUCUCCUGCUCUUUGGCUCUGGUGUCUCUGAGGUACAGGCCACUUCUCUGGCCUCUGUCUAGCCAGUGUUUUCUUUCCUUCGUGUUGUGCGCUAGAAGCUUCUCUGCUGUGGUAAGCCCUGGCAUUGGGCGGGUGGGCCAGCUUCACCCACACUGCACAGAUGCCCACCCAUUUGUAUAUGGUUUCAGUUCAACCCCAGUUCUUAAAGAAAUGCUGCAGAAACUUCAAUUUUCUCAUUUAUUUCAUCCUCUUUUCCACCUGACCACCAGCCAAAUGACUUUUCCUUUCUUCUCUUUUCCUCUUCACAUCUCUAGAAAUGCCAUCUUUCUAGAGCCCUCAACCCACAAAGUUCCCGAGGGUGCUACUGGCAUGAGUUGCCCUGCUGUUGCCCUGCUGGGCGAGGGGAGAGCCGUCUGUUCGCUGGAAACACUCAUAACCAUUCCUUUAGAUUCGUUUGCCUUAUGGUUGUCAUAAACGCGAUUUGCAAAAACAAAGAGCCUUAGUGAAUGUACAGUACCUAGACUUCUGCGUCUGCGCAGAAGGGAGCAACUUUGCUAUUUGGUCCAGUAAGUGGACACCUUGUGAUAUAAAUGUGGAAAUAAAAAAAAAAACAUUUGCACAAACCA
Messenger RNA from Myodes glareolus (Bank vole), 3071 nucleotides. It is a transcript of the gene Med26, whose product is annotated as mediator complex subunit 26. Gene Ontology annotation, biological process: regulation of transcription by RNA polymerase II; positive regulation of gene expression. NCBI's taxonomy places the organism in Eukaryota, Metazoa, Chordata, Mammalia, Rodentia, Cricetidae. Gene Ontology annotation, molecular function: transcription coregulator activity. Gene Ontology annotation, cellular component: mediator complex; core mediator complex; nucleus. The record is from RefSeq and is a predicted model, not a curated record.